AUGAGGCUGACCACAUUGCUACCAUUGAUUUGCAUCGCCAUUGGCUAUGCUCGCUCCCAACCGGCGGGCUAUCCGAGUGCCCGUCCUCCUCCAAACACUUAUCUGCCAGCCAAGCCACCAGCUCCACCGCCUCGUCCUCCUCCGGCGCCGGCCAACAGCUACGGUCCGCCGAAGAAAGGAAAUGGAAAGCCACCAGCUGCUCCACCCAAGCCCAGCUAUGGGCCACCACCCAAAAAUGGCAAUGGAAAACCACCGCCCAAUAAUGCAUACUUGCCACCAGACAAUGGCAAUGGAGGAGCAGGAGGCGGCGGUGGAGGUGGUGGUGGUGAGGAUAUACCCAUCAUCAAGCUGGAGUCCAAGGUCAACACUGAUGGUUCUUAUAAGUACGAAUACGAGACCGGAAACGGAAUCAAGGCCGAGGAGAUGGGCUACCUGAAAAACGCCGGAGUGGAAGGAGCGGAGGCACAGACGGCGGAGGGUUCCUUUUCGUACACCAGUCCCGAGGGACAGGAAAUUUCUGACGAAAACGGAUUUCAGCCGCAGGGCGAUCACCUGCCCACACCGCCACCUAUUCCCAUCGAGAUUCAGGAAGCCUUGGACAAGCUGGCCGCCGGAGGUGGAUGCCAUGGAUGCGAUGACAACGAGACGGGAGGCAAUAAUGAUGGCGGUGGAGGUGGCUAUGUCUACCGACGAAAGUGA
Drosophila santomea is the source of this 699-nucleotide messenger RNA. It is a transcript of the gene Cpr65Az, whose product is annotated as pupal cuticle protein 20. NCBI's taxonomy places the organism in Eukaryota, Metazoa, Arthropoda, Insecta, Diptera, Drosophilidae. Gene Ontology annotation, cellular component: chitin-based extracellular matrix. Gene Ontology annotation, molecular function: structural constituent of chitin-based larval cuticle. The record is from RefSeq and is a predicted model, not a curated record.